GUGUGACGUGAGCAGGUCUUUUAGCGAGAGCCGGUGACGCUGCCGCCCACCCACUCACAUUACAGGUGCUGCAGGAGUUGAGUGUCUGUGCGUCUCCGGGCAUCUUGUCUCCCUCUAUCCCUGGUUUCUUGCUGUUUUUCUUUUCUUCUUUUUUGGAUCCUGACCACCUCUUCACUCUUCCUUCCUCGGCUUUCUCCUUUUUAGUUUUUUUUCCCCCUAUUUCGUCAUCCCUGCCUCAGAGCUCGGAGCUGAGAGAGGACCAUGAAUCUGGGCUCUGUACGCUGUGAUUUUCAGCAUCCAGACAAACCAGUGUGUUAGGACGCGCCCCUCUCAUCAUCAUUGGGCAGCCCAUGCACACGCACGACACCAUGGGUAGCUCCCCCGAGGUGCUCUCCUGGACUUCCUGCCCCAGUUUGCUGGUGGGCAAGCUGAAGGAGGAGCUCAAGCUCACUGUGGUCGGGGACGCCAUGAAGAAAUCCAACCCGCCCAACUCCCAACCCCAGCCUCCUCAGGCCCCUCCCUCUAACGUACCUCCUCAGAUCAUCACGGACCUGGCCCCGCCAACCCACCUGCCCGUCCCCGUACAGACGCUGCAGACGCCCGGCCAGGACGAGGACUCCAUGCUGGGGGGCGCAAGCCCCCCAAACACGGCGCUGAGUGUGGACUCCAUGCGGAGCGAUGGCGGGCACUUCGACAAUAGCGUGCUUCAGCUGCAGGAGCAGGACCAGGAAGAAGCUGUGUCACCGGCAUCCUGUGAGCAUGGGUGUGGCAGUGGGAUGGAGGAACAGAUGGGAGAGGGGGACUGUCCCAUGGACCACAGUGGAGAGGGGAGACAGAGCCACCCACAUCACCCCGAUGACAUCAAGCUGCAUUUCCAGAGAGCAGGGCCUGGGUCAGGGGGCUUCUUAGAAGGGCUGUUUGGCUGUCUGCGGCCGGUCUGGAACAUUAUAGGGAAGACGUACUCUACAGAAUACAAGCUACAACAGCAAGACAUGUGGGAGGUUCCCUUUGAGGAGAUCUCGGAGCUACAGUGGCUCGGCAGCGGCGCACAGGGAGCUGUCUUCCUGGGCAAACUCCGCUCUGAGGAGGUGGCCAUCAAGAAGGUGCGCGAGCAGAAGGAGACCGACAUUAAACACCUGCGGAAGCUCAAGCAUCCCAACAUCAUCAGCUUUAAGGGCGUUUGCACUCAGGCACCGUGCUACUGCAUCAUCAUGGAGUACUGCGCCCAGGGCCAGCUGUACGAGGUGCUGAGGGCGGGAAGGAAAGUGACCCCCAGGAUGCUGGUGGACUGGGCCUCAGGCAUCGCCAGCGGCAUGAACUACCUACACCUGCACAAGAUCAUCCACAGAGAUCUCAAGUCUCCCAAUGUUUUGGUCACCCACGACGACACUGUGAAAAUAUCUGACUUCGGAACGUCCAAAGAGCUCAGUGACAAAAGUACAAAGAUGUCAUUUGCGGGGACGGUGGCCUGGAUGGCCCCAGAGGUGAUCAGGAAUGAGCCUGUGUCUGAGAAGGUCGACAUUUGGUCAUUUGGAGUUGUAUUGUGGGAGCUGCUGACUGGAGAGAUUCCCUACAAAGAUGUCGACUCCUCUGCCAUCAUUUGGGGAGUAGGCAGCAACAGUCUUCACCUUCCAGUCCCCUCCACCUGCCCAGAUGGCUUCAAAAUCCUCAUGAAACAAACAUGGCAAGGUAAGCCCAGGAAUCGGCCUUCAUUCCGUCAGAUUCUCCUGCACCUCGACAUCGCCUCCGCUGACGUCCUCGGAGCUCCUCAGGAGACCUACUUCAAGUCUCAGUCUGAAUGGAGGGAGGAAGUGAGGAAACAUUUUGAGAAGAUCAAAAGUGAAGGAACCUGCAUCCACAGGCUGGACGAGGAGCUGAUCCGGCGCCGCAGAGAUGAACUCAGACACGCACUGGACAUCCGGGAGCAUUAUGAGAGGAAACUGGAGAGAGCCAACAACCUCUACAUGGAGCUCAGUGCCAUCAUGCUGCAGCUGGAGGUCCGGGAGAAGGAACUAAUGAAGAGAGAGCAGGCAGUGGAGAAGAAAUAUCCCGGGACCUACAAGAGGCAUCUGGUCCGACCCAUCGUCAGGUCCAACGCUGUGGAGAAGCUCAUCAAGAAGAAAGGAAGCAUUUCCCACAAACCUGGGGUUCCCCCCACCAAAAGGCCAGACUUGCUUCGUUCUGAUGGCAUCCCCAGUGUUGACCCUCUCCCCUCCCCCUCGCCGCUGUCUGCCAGCCCAAAGGUCUCCACACCUCCCGGUAAAGCCCGUUACCGGAGCAAGCCUCGUCACCGCCGCGCCAACAGCAAAGGAAGCCACAGCGAGUUCCCCGGCGUGCUGAGGCCUGUCGCUGGGGCCCUGGAAGACACCCGGUCUCUCCAGGCGCCGCCGUUCCACCAUCUCCACCACCACCACCACCUCCUACCAAAUAAGGGGCCCUUACUUCCCUUGAAGGGCCGCGAGGAGGCUGUUGUCAACUGUGCCAACAACCUGCGCUACUUUGGCCCUGCCGCUCCCCUCCGCAGCCCUCAGACGGACCACCUGCAGCGUCUUGUGUCUGGUUCCGGCCCCGACCUCAUUUCCACUGCUGUGGAUGCAGACACGCGACAACGGACUUCAUCCACUGGCUCCAAUCCUGUCUCGGGUGCUGCCGCCAGUUCUUUGUGCCCCUGCUGCCAUGCACACCCCUUCCCUGGCUGCCUGCACUGUCAGGAGACCCCGCCUGCGUCCAGCAACCCAGAGCUACCCAACUACUCGCUGCUCGGCACCCAAGAAAGGACCCAGUCUUCUUUAGGGGCUCCCAGCAAGGAUCCAGCCUCGGACGGAGAGGCCUCAAAGAAGACCGAGCUACAGGAACAGGAGGCAUCCCAACACACACACACCCUGCCCUCUGCACUGCCACACACCCUCAGACCGCUCAGGAAGGGUGAUGAGUCAUCUGAAGAGGAGGAGGGAGAGGUGGAUAGUGAAGUGGAGUUUCCAAGGAGGCCGAGGCCUCAUCGCUGUAUGAGCAGCUUCCAGUCCUACUCCACCUUCAGCUCAGAGAACCUGUCCGUGUCCGACGGAGAGGAGGGAAACACCAGCGACCGCUCCCACAGCGGGCCUCUGGAGAGGAUGAGCGCCAGUCAGGAGGAGCACCUGGACGAGCUGCUGUCGCACACACCGGACAUCCCCAUCGACAUCUCCACCCAGUCAGACGGCCUCUCUGACAAGGAGUGCGCUGUCCGCAGGGUCAAGACACAGAUCUCCUUGGGAAAACUGUGCUCAGAUGAACACAGCUACGAGAAUCCCCUGCAGUUUGGAGACUCAGACUGCGAUACGUCAGAAGCAGAGUGCUCCGACGCCACCAUCAGGAACAACAAAGCCGGGGCUCCUUCCUCGUGGUGAACACACGCCCCCGGGGGCUCCGUUCUGUUUUUUGCCUGGAGGCCGCAGCGUCCCACUCUGCCCCGAAGAAAAUAGCAAUAAAAGGACGACAUUGUAAACAUAGCUCCCUAUAGCAAAGCCCCAUGCAACCUCUCCCAGAGCCUCCCCAAAACCCUUCCCUUCAUGAGCCCCACUCCCCCUCCUCAUCUCUAGCACAGCAUCCAGGCAACCCAUGGCAGGGAUUCCCUUUUGAAUGAUACUGUACAGUAGAUAGUGUAACAUUCAUAAUUUAUUUUUGUCUUAGUUUUGAAGGAAAAUUCAGGAUCUCUGUACGUUCUCUGAUCCCAACAGAGAAAUAAAACUGACAUUUUGAAACAUGGGCUGACUGUGUGUGAGGGAGAAACUGGAUGAAGAUGCAAGUGACGAUGAUGAGAAGGAUUAUGUUCUGAUCUAUCUGAGGCUGACAGUUGUGGGACGUUACAUCACCGCGAUAGUCGGACUCUACACGUCUUUACACGUCUUUUGAUGUGGCCGCAGUCAGCAUCUUACUGCUUUAGACCCCAAACCAACCAACCAACCAGGCCCUCUCUCAUACGACUGUCCAACUUACCUGCUUCAUCAUGACUUUACAGUACAGAGCCCCAGUGCCCUGCCUCGUUCCCACCUCCAUCCUGUACCCAACGAGGGCACAGGGGGCUCGUGAUAAAAAGCGUGAACACCAGCAUGAAACAACCUGCCUCGCAAACGGGACUUACUUCUCCUCCUCCUCCCUAAAACCAACAUUUGUGCAGACCCCACCACCCGCUGAACAGUCCAAGCAUGUCCGUGCAGCUCGCUAAACGCAAAACGCUGCCAGAACACUGCAUGACGUGGACGAGCUAGCAGACCAACGGGGGAUGAAGACUCACGUGACAGCAGAUAAAAAAAUAAAAGAAGAGACUCUCCCUCUCUGCCCCUGCUCAUCCCUCUCUCUAAGACACGCCAUCGUCAUCAUCAUCAAUCAGAUGUCAUGACCAGAGAUAUCGAGGGCAUUAUCAGCGUGCGUGUGUGAGUGGGUUCACGUAGCCCUCUCCUCGCCAUUAGUCAUCACAGUUUCAAGUCUCAUCUCAGGAUCGUUGGAGGAAUUGAGAAACCAGACUGGACCAAUUAUUGUACGUAGGAAUGUUCUUCGAGCGGCUCGUAUAAUGGACCAUGCAGGAAUAUUCAAAAUAACGGUCUUACAGAUAGCCUUGAUGUUCAACUCUAUAUUGCUGGACAUUAAUGUUAUAUAGAAAUGUAGUGUUUUAGUCGCAAUCCAGGUGCGGUAUCCCAUUUCUUGAAAAUCACGAGGUGUAGCGUCUCCCAUGUACCAUUUUCUAGCAGGAUUGUUCACACCACCGUAUGCGUAGUGUCUGAAAGAGGCAAAACAAUAAUUAUGUGCUGUGCAGACUAAAACAGCAAUAACAUGAGUUGGUGCUCAGGUGAGAAAAAGACGUUGCUUGCUCAGGAUUUGGGGGCGUCUAGCUGGCUAGACACAACACAGUGGCUGUUGGCUAGAGGACAGCAGCGUGUGUCAAACUGUUUAUUAUAGAUGGUAUAUUUUUAGAUUGUCCCAUUUUUUUAUGAACUCACCUCUCCAGCGCUCAAUGCUCAGGAUUCAAUGUUGGUAGUAGAGAGCAGGAGCGAUGCAUCAACAGCCACUAGAUGGCGACACUUGCAAUGACCUAGUUUGCCUUGUGUUAUGGCUUUUCGUUCCUUUUUGCUACCCAAGGUAAUUUCCCCAUCUAAAUCCCAGAAUGCCAGUAAUAUUAAGUUUUUCGUGCGGUUGCUAUUGAAAAGGGAUACUGCAUCUGUGAGAGCUUUAUUUUUUAGCCCCGUCUGAGUGUUUGUCAUUCACCCUAAUGAUUUUGCUCGUAGAAAAAUAACCAGCCAGGGUUGAAUUUCAACGAUAACGAUGUCAAGAAUGCUCAAGUGUAUGCAGACAGCUGAGAUUCUACAUAAGGAAUAUAAGCCAGAGACAAGGCCAGAGAGCAAUGAAAGCUCUUGGUUUUCAACGACCUCAUCUCAGUAUUAUUGUAUAUAAACACCUAAAUGUAAAUGUAAUGUGACCUGUUUUCUGUCCUCUCUCUCUUCAACGUAUAUAUCGCACAGCUCGGACCGAGCCUGUCGCCGACGACCAGCAGACUGGUUGAAUAUGAGCAGGAAGUUCUUUAAUCUGUAUCACAUCAGUAUUCAGCACUGCGAGGGGGGGGGUGUCAUACAAACCGAGUAGCACAAGGUGAAUCUAAACCUGUACUGAUGGAUAAAUGACCUUUUUGUGCGUGAAAGCUUCGUAAAGGCUCACCCCUGGUACGGAGAACAGCUGCUGCCGUUCCUCAAGCCUCCUUUAACCAUCUUCAUCCUGUUUACGUUUGUGUGAAAUAACCUAGUGUGAUGUAAUGACUGGGUAUAUCUGAUCAAGCUGUUAUUAACGUUAUCUUUCUGGCAUAUAUCCUGUGAAGUAUGAUUGUUGUAAAGCUAAUUUAAUUUUGAUUCUUUUUUUUUUUGUAGCUGGCCUACGUGAUUAUUGAAUUAAUUUAUUAAGAAUGACUGGUAAGGUGCAUUGUUCUUUUUAUUUUCAGGCAGCUUUAGAAAUGUUGUGACCUAUGAUUUCUCCUGAAAAGUAUUAUUGAAAGGAAGCACAAUGAAUUGGUGUGGGAAGAGGACAGUAUUUGUAUGCGAGAACAAAAGCAUUGUCAUAUCAUCGACUCUGCAGGGGACCAUUCAUCAUUUACAUCAUCGCUGCGGACAAAGUAUUGAUUAUACAGACUUUACAUCAGUAAUUAGUAACACCAAGUGUUCCUAAAUCUUUUUUUAAUAUAUCGAUAUAGCUUCUAUGAAAUCACCUCUGUUUCCAACCAAAAGUCAAGUGACUGUCACAGCAGCAGAAGUGAGACUUCAAACCUGAUUCCCUUCCUCUCAUUUUUAGUCAAAAGUACCAGUUACUUACAUCUGAAUAUCAGUGCAACUGUCUCUAACUGUGGACAUCAUGUCGCCUCAUCCCAUAAACCAAGCAUCUGUUUCUUUGUUAUCAUUUCCGACUCCCUCAUCCUGUUGAGUGGCAUUACGAUCAACCAAUCCUGUCCGUUUACUGUAUUAUCCAGUGUACAGUGCAACGGGUAUCUGGGAGAAUAAAAUCAGAGCAAACAACUGCAUGGAAUAAAUGCUGAUGUACUGUACCCAAAA
Hippoglossus stenolepis (Pacific halibut) is the source of this 6569-nucleotide messenger RNA. It is a transcript of the gene map3k13, whose product is annotated as mitogen-activated protein kinase kinase kinase 13. Gene Ontology annotation, molecular function: ATP binding; JUN kinase kinase kinase activity. The coding region runs from base 351 to 3386 and encodes 1011 amino acids. Lineage: Eukaryota; Metazoa; Chordata; Actinopteri; Pleuronectiformes; Pleuronectidae. The transcript has 14 exons. The record is from RefSeq and is a predicted model, not a curated record. Gene Ontology annotation, biological process: JNK cascade; protein autophosphorylation.